This is a messenger RNA of Cannabis sativa, 2232 nucleotides long. RefSeq lists its product as uncharacterized. Gene Ontology annotation, molecular function: zinc ion binding. Lineage: Eukaryota; Viridiplantae; Streptophyta; Magnoliopsida; Rosales; Cannabaceae. The transcript is spliced from 3 exons. The record is from RefSeq and is a predicted model, not a curated record. Bases 1 to 2232 code for a protein of 743 amino acids.
AUGGAUGUUAGAACAGUGAUUCUUUUUUACAAUGGAACUUGGGUUGACAGAACAACAUACGUUGAUUAUGAAGUCGAAGGUAUACUAAUUCCAACAGAUUGUUCACAUUAUGAGCUUUCUCACAUAGUAUACGAAGCUUUGAAUUUGGACAGAAACAAAUAUACGAUUGAUCUUCAAUUUCAAGUAACCGAAGGCAUACCACCAAUAAGAAUCAAAGACGAUAGUGGAUGCAAGUUUUAUGAACAAAUACGAAGGAAAAAUGAUGAUGAGACCAAAUAUCCUAUAUGUGUUAACAUCUCAACAUCGACAACCGACAAUGAACACAAUGAUAGAGUAAACUAUACCUACAAUGGGGAAACUAGUUUACAAACAAGGCAACUGCUACCAACAAGAACAGAAUAUGCAACAAAGAUGGCAGAUUAUGUGAUUGAACAAACUCAAAAAUCGAUGGAAGAAAGCUCCGAAGAAAAUCAAAUAAUUUUAAAUCCUCAAGUUGCUGAAAUACACAUUGGCCAAGUUUUCGCAAACAAGGAAACCCUCCAACAAGCAGUAAGCCUUCACUCAAUAAGAUACAAUCAACCUUUCAAGGUAAAAAGAUCAUCAAAACUAGACUAUAAACUAGUCUGUAUUGAUGAUAACUGCAACUGGACAUUCUUAGCAUCAAAACAUGGAAAGAUUGACAUGUUUAUCAUAAGAAAAAUAGAGCAUACUCAUACAUGUUCAUUGGACAUCACUUCUGGAGACCAUCCUCAAGCUACAAGCAACCUGGUUGGAAAGGUUAUAAAAAACAAGUUUGUAAACCCAAAAAGAGAUUACACUCCAACAGAAAUUGUGGAUGACAUGGCAGAUGAUUACAGUGUCUCUAUAUCUUACCAAAAAGCAUGGAGAGCUAGAGAAAAGGCAAUUGUGGAUGCUCGUCGCUGCCCACAAGAAUCAUACAGUGAGAUACCAUCAAUUUUAUACAUGAUGCAAAUAUCAAACCCAGGAACAAUCACAGACCUAGUAACAGAUGAAGAUAACAAAUUCAAAUAUCUAUACUUUGCAGUAGGUGCUUCAAUAAAAGGUUGGCAACACUGUACACCAAUAAUAGUCACAGAUGGAACCUUUUUGACAAACCAACAUGGAGGCACUUUGUUGAUAGCAAGUGCACAAAAUGCAAAUAGACAUAUAUUCCCACUUGCAUUUGCAGUAGUAGAUUCCGAAAAUGACAGCUCUUGGGAAUGGUUUCUUCACAAAAUAAAGGAAACUUAUGGCGAAAGAGAAGGUCAAUGCAUCGUAUCAAAUAGACAUGAGAGUAUACUAAAAGCAGUAAAAGAGACCUUUCCAGAUAUAAUGCAUGGGGUAUGUUGUUACCAUUUGAUGAAGAAUAUAAAAAUGAAAUUCAAAAAAGGAGGUGAUGAGCUCAAGAUUGCAUUUAAUAGUGCAUCUAAAGCUUACAACAUAGAAGAUUUUGAAAAGAGCAUGCAAGACUUGGACAAUAUAGAUGUAAGAAUAAGAGAUUACUUGGUGAAUGAAAUUGGUGUCGGAAAGUGGACAAGACUAUAUGGCAUGAACAGGAGAUACAAAACAAUGACAUCAAAUAUUGCCGAAUCAGUCAAUGCAGCCUUGAAAGCAGUAAGAGACCUACCCAUCGCAACUCUACUAGAAUGCCUACAUUCAUUGGUGCAAAGAUGGUAUUGGGAAAACAAGAAUAGAGCCCAAAAAACUACAACAACACUGGCAAAAAUACCUGAGAAAACAUUAAAGAAACAAAGAGAUAUGAGUUUAAAGUACAAGGUUGAAACAGCAAACCUUCUGGUAUACCAAGUACACGACAACAACAGAUCUCACAUAGUAAACUUGGAGAAUAAAACAUGCAGCUGCCAACGAUUUGAAUAUGAUGAAAUGCCUUGCUCUCAUGUAAUGGUUGUACUAAGCAAAAGGAACCUGUCUUGCUACAAAUAUUGCUCAUACUACUACAUGAAAGAAGCUUUUAUGGCAACAUAUGAAGACAGUAUACUCCCAUUAGGUGAGGCAACAUCAUGGAAUAUACCAGAUUUAAUAAGAAAUAUUGUAGUCCUCCCACCUAAACAUAAGAGAGCUGCCGGAAGACCAAAGAAACAACGAUACAAAAAUGGACUUGAAGCAAAAGCACAAGUGGUAUGCGGUCAAUGUCGCCAAAGAGGACACAACAAAAGAUCAUGUAAAAAUGACCCAGUACUAAAACCACCAAGAAAAAGAAAAAGAUCAUAA